GGGAGGGAGGGAGCGAGGGAGUGACCGAAACGGAGCUCGGGGCUGCUGGAAGAACGGAGGCCAAGGCCGGGGGAGCUAGAGACGGACUGACAGACAGGCAGAGAGACCGGGCGUCCCGGCCGCAGGCGCGCUCUAGCGGCGCGGGCGCAGGCGGGGCUCCGGCCGAGGAUGGGGAGGGAGUGCCGGAGGCGGACGCGGACGGGAUGAGGACCAGAGGGGGCCGAGGGGCAAAGAGCUGGCGGCCCGAUCGCCGAAGGGCUCAGUGUCUUUGCAAAGUUGGGAUCGAGUACCCAAGCUGCACGCCCGGAGCUGCGCAAAACGCGUUCCCCCGCCCCGCCCCCCUACUUGCGCUAGCCGCGGAGCUAAAAAUAACAGCCCGUUCGCCCCCUGCAGACCGCGACCCCAACCCCUCCCCCGACCCCUCCCCCACUGGGCGUGGGGCAAAGCCACAGCUCCCAGUUCCCCAAAAGAAAAAAAAAAAGAAAAGAAAAGAAAAGGCGGCGCGGGGGGAGAGGGGGGCGGGGGGCGGGCCGGGGGCGGGGGGCCCGGCCAUAUGGAUGUGAUUUCUCCUCUCCGAGGCAGACGGGCAGCUCCGCAGCUCUCGGCGCCCGCCCGCCGCCCGCCCGGCCCCCGGCUGCCUCCCUUCCUCCCUCCCUCUCUCUCCUUUGCGCUCGCUCCCUAGCCCUCAGCGCAUGGGCCCCGCGCCGGGCCCCGGGGCCUCGGGCCGCCGGGCCUCCGGGGUCCCCUAGGCCCUGGCGUGGGCGGGGCAGCCCGGCCUGACGCAGCUCUGUACCCCACCACCACCACCACCAGGGCCGGCGGCGGCGGCUGCCCCGAGGGACGGGGCCCUAGGCGGUGGCGAUGGGGACCGCCCGGAUCGCGCCCGGCCUGGCGCUCCUGCUGUGCUGCCCAGUGCUCAGCUCCGCAUACGUGCUGGUGGAUGCAGAUGACGUCAUGACCAAAGAGGAGCAGAUCUUCUUGCUGCACCGUGCCCAGGCCCAAUGUGAGAAGCGGCUCAAAGAAGUCCUGCAGAGGCCAGCUGACAUAAUGGAAUCAGACAAAGGAUGGGCAUCUGCAUCCACAUCAGGGAAGCCCAAGAAAGAGAAGGCAUCUGGGAAGCUCUACCCUGAGUCUGAGGAGGACAAGGAGGUGUCCGCUGGCAGCAGGCAUCGAGGGCACCCCUGCCUGCCAGAGUGGGACCACAUCCUGUGCUGGCCGCUGGGGGCACCAGGUGAGGUGGUGGCCAUGCCCUGUCCUGACUACAUUUAUGACUUCAAUCAUAAAGGCCACGCCUACCGUCGCUGUGACCGUAAUGGCAGCUGGGAGCUGGUGCCAGGGCACAACCGGACAUGGGCCAACUACAGCGAGUGCGUCAAGUUCCUGACCAAUGAGACUCGUGAACGGGAGGUGUUUGACCGCCUGGGCAUGAUCUACACCGUGGGCUACUCCGUCUCGCUGGCCUCUCUCACCGUGGCUGUCCUCAUCCUGGCCUACUUUAGGAGGCUGCACUGCACACGCAACUACAUCCACAUGCACCUGUUCCUGUCCUUCAUGCUUCGCGCCGUGAGCAUCUUCGUCAAGGACGCGGUGCUCUACUCCGGCGCCACGCUUGAUGAGGCUGAGCGCCUCACGGAGGAAGAGCUGCGCGCCAUCGCCCAGGCACCGCCGCCGCCCGCCGCCGCCGCCGGCUACGUGGGCUGCCGGGUGACUGUGACCUUCUUCCUUUACUUCCUGGCUACCAACUACUACUGGAUUCUGGUGGAGGGGCUGUACCUGCACAGUCUCAUCUUCAUGGCCUUCUUCUCAGAGAAGAAGUACCUCUGGGGCUUCACGAUCUUCGGCUGGGGUCUGCCCGCCAUCUUCGUGGCUGUGUGGGUCAGUGUGAGAGCCACCCUGGCAAACACCGGGUGCUGGGACUUGAGCUCCGGGAACAAGAAGUGGAUCAUCCAGGUGCCCAUCCUGGCCUCCAUUGUGCUCAACUUCAUCCUCUUCAUCAACAUCGUCCGGGUCCUCGCCACCAAGCUGCGGGAGACAAACGCUGGCCGGUGUGACACGCGGCAGCAGUACCGGAAGCUGCUCAAAUCCACACUGGUGCUUAUGCCGCUCUUUGGCGUCCACUACAUCGUCUUCAUGGCCACGCCAUACACCGAGGUCUCAGGGACGCUCUGGCAAGUCCAGAUGCACUACGAGAUGCUCUUCAACUCCUUCCAGGGAUUUUUUGUCGCCAUCAUAUACUGUUUCUGCAACGGCGAGGUACAGGCUGAGAUCAAGAAAUCCUGGAGCCGCUGGACAUUGGCACUGGACUUCAAGCGCAAGGCACGCAGCGGGAGCAGCAGCUACAGCUACGGUCCAAUGGUGUCUCACACAAGUGUGACCAACGUAGGGCCCCGCACGGGACUUGGCCUGCCCCUCAGCCCCCGCCUGCUGCCUGCUGCCACAGCCAAUGGCCACCCCCAGCUGCCCAGCCACACCAAGCCAGGGUCCCCAGCCCUUCAGACCACACCACCUGCUGUGGCCGCUCCUAAGGACGAUGGGUUCCUCAACGGCUCCUGCUCGGGGCUGGAUGAGGAGGCCUCUGCACCGGAGAGGCCACCUGUCCUAUUGCAGGAGGAAUGGGAGACAGUCAUGUGAUUGGGGACCCGAGGGUUGGACCUGUGGACAUAAGGGUUGACAAGCGGACCAAGAGGCAGGUUGUUGGACAGUUGCCCACUCAGGGCUGGGGCUGGGAGGACAAAACAGGAAAAAAAAAAAAAAAAAAAAAGGA
Molecule: messenger RNA, 2764 nt
Organism: Balaenoptera ricei (Rice's whale)
Lineage: Eukaryota; Metazoa; Chordata; Mammalia; Artiodactyla; Balaenopteridae
Gene: PTH1R
Product: parathyroid hormone 1 receptor
Exons: 14
Coding region: 862-2631 (589 amino acids)
Biological process (GO): cell surface receptor signaling pathway; adenylate cyclase-activating G protein-coupled receptor signaling pathway; intracellular calcium ion homeostasis
Cellular component (GO): plasma membrane
Molecular function (GO): G protein-coupled peptide receptor activity; peptide hormone binding; parathyroid hormone receptor activity
Source: RefSeq, a predicted model, not a curated record